AAGUUCCUAUGUAUCUACUGCACACUCCUUCGUUCAGCGCGAGGAGGUUACUCAAUGCUCUUCGAGAGCAUAAAAAUUUAAUUAAUGAGACCUUUCAAGUCCGCGGGGCCGUUUUGUAAACUCUUUAUUUUAUAAGUUCCGACGAACGGCCGCCCAUUCAUUUGGGACUCGGUGCUGCUUUCGAUUCGAAGAUGGAGGAGGAAGACGCUAAGAAAGAGAUCGUGAAAAUAGCUAUUCCUCAAGUUAAGGAAGAAGGCAGCGACAGAGAUGAUUGCUAUGAAAUCGAUCCAAUCGAUUUCACCAGAAAGCUUGCAAUCAGAUCUUACGACGACGAUUGCUAUGAAAUCGAUGCAAUCGAUUUCACCAGAAAGCUUGUAAUCAGUACUUCCGACGACGACGGCGUCGCCAUUGUUUCCGAGAAGGGGCAUGUGGCUCUCAGGGAUUUUCCACAUCCAAGACAUCUCUGCGGCAACUUUCCUUUUAGCAGAACUAGACAUGAAACCUAUUGCAUGCUUUUGUUAUGUAUGCGAGGUGGCUGCUCCUUGCUCGGAGUGGUGGGGACAAAAAGGUCACUGCAAUGCCUACCGGAAGGAAUCAGACAGCAGGCCUCCGGUAUCUUGUCUCUUGUGAAGAAAUGGUGCAAACUUAUGUUCAUAGUUCCCUUUCCUUGAGAAAUUUGUUAUUUAGGUUAGUAUGCUUAUGAUGCGAACUAUAUUUGUCUGCAAAAUCAAAUCUUGUUUAGGGUAAAUAUGAAAUUAAAGAAACAUGUGAAGGUCCAUGGUUGAUGAUUCUAUCUUGUUAAUGAGUUUUCAGAGUUAUGGAGAAUAUGAUUGUUAGUAGUCACCCAUGAAGAGUGUGAUUGAGGCGUAGGGUACUUCAUUACGGAGAGACACGAAGUUUGUGAGGCAAACUGCAGGUCGGGGUGACUUCGGGAUUGCCUAAAUC
Phalaenopsis equestris is the source of this 945-nucleotide messenger RNA. RefSeq lists its product as uncharacterized. NCBI's taxonomy places the organism in Eukaryota, Viridiplantae, Streptophyta, Magnoliopsida, Asparagales, Orchidaceae. The coding region runs from base 192 to 671 and encodes 159 amino acids. The transcript has 3 exons. The record is from RefSeq and is a predicted model, not a curated record.